This is a messenger RNA of Heterostelium album PN500, 375 nucleotides long. RefSeq lists its product as uncharacterized. The coding region runs from base 1 to 375 and encodes 124 amino acids. The transcript has 3 exons. The record is from RefSeq and is a predicted model, not a curated record. Lineage: Eukaryota; Evosea; Eumycetozoa; Acytosteliales; Acytosteliaceae.
AUGACAGAUGGAAAAAAAAUUAAAAUUUGGGUCACAUGUAUAGACUUGUUGUUGAGUUUAUGUUUACUAUGGGUUACAGAUACAUUCGGUGUAGAUUGCCGAUCAUGGAUAUCAGUCCCGACUCCAAGAAGAUGUCCAAAUUGCAAUAGCGUAUUACAUGGAGGUACAGUUGUCAGUAAUCCUAAUGAACCAGACUACUCAGUGGUUCAAUAUCACAGAGGUAAUACUAAUAGAAAUCCAUAUGGUGGAAAUCCUUUUGGAGGAAAUUCUAAUGGUGGAAUUGGUUUUGGUGGAAAUCCUUAUGGUGGUGGAGGUGGAUUUAUUGAUAUAAUUCUUGUUUACGAAUGGAGACAGGUGGUCACCUUUCAAAAUUAA